AUGCAGAAUAAGCUCGUUGCUGUAAUUGGUGGACUGGAUUCUCUUACUUCUCUUGAUAUGGCAAUUAUUCUGGAUACCUAUAAGAUUCCUCAGCUCCAUCCCUUUUUGAGACAUGUUACAUUUAACAACAGUCUUGGGGACAAGAUAAUCUUUGACCAAGAUGGAAAGUUAAUAGAUGGGUUUGAUAUAAUCAAUUCUGUUCUUUCUGAAAACCAGUCAAAAGUGAAAAUUGGAAGGAUAGACCCUCAGUCUCCUGCAAAUCAAACAUUCAUCAUAGACAAAGAUGCCAUAACGUGUAACAGCUGGUUUAACCAAACUGCUCCUGUUUCCCAGUGCACACCUAGCUGUAAUCCAGGUUCUAGGAAGCAAGUAAUGCAAGAGAGGCCAUUUUGCUGUUACUCCUGCAUCUUAUGUCCAGAAGGCAAGAUUGCAGAAAAGGAGGAUAUGAAUGAGUGCUAUAAUUGUACAGAAGAAAAGUAUUCCAACAAAAAUCAGGAUUCAUGUAUUCUGAAGGACAUAAGUUUCUUGUCUUAUGAAGAACCUUUGGGAAUAAGUUUAGCUUGUUUUUCUCUUUUCUGUUCCAUAACCACAGUUCUUACACUGAAGAUAUUUCUGAUGCAUCACAACACUCCCAUUGUCAAGGCCAGUAAUCGGGAUGUUACCUACAUGCUCCUGGUAACUCUCUUGCUCUGCUUCCUUUGUGUAUUACUAUUCAUUGGUCAGCCAACCAAGGUGACAUGUAUACUCCGACAAACUGUUUUCAGCAUCAUCUUCUCUGUGGCUAUUUCCUGUGUGCUGGCCAAAACUGUGACUGUGGUCCUGGCUUUCAAGGCAACAAAGCCAGGAAGUGGAUUGACGAAGUGGGUGGGGAAAAGAUUGGGCUAUGCUUUUGUUUUAUCUGAUUUCUCAAUUCAGGUAGGGAUUUGCACUCUAUGGUUAGCCAUCUCUCCUCCUGUCCCAGAUGCUGACCUGCACUCAGAGGCUGAAAAAAUUGUCCUACAGUGUAAGGAAGGUUCUAUAAUUAUGUUUUAUUUUGCAAGGUUUUAUAUGGGUUUCUUGGCCAUAAUCAGCUUCAUAGUGGCUUUCUUUGCCAGGAAAUUAUCAGAUACUUUUAAUGAAGCCAAAUUCAUCACUUUCAGCAUGUUAGUCUUCUGCAGUGUUUGGAUAUCCUUCAUUCCAACCUACCUGAGCACCAAGGGGAAAUACACGGUUGCUGUAGAGAUUUUCUCAAUGUUAACUUCGAGUGCUGGGCUGCUGAUCUGCAUCUUUUCCCCCAAAUGCUACAUUAUUGUUCUGAGACCAGAUCUAAACAACAGACAGCUAAAAAGACAGAAGUAA
This is a messenger RNA of Pseudonaja textilis, 1338 nucleotides long. Lineage: Eukaryota; Metazoa; Chordata; Lepidosauria; Squamata; Elapidae. The record is from RefSeq and is a predicted model, not a curated record.